UCAAAAUCGUCCGUGUUGACGUGCACGUCUUUUUUUUUUGCACCAUCCACAGUGCGGACGCAUUGUCCGGUUUGUUCCUUAUCGAGAACGAAUGUUUUCCUGCAUUUUACGUAAAUAGUUACGGUUUGUUAUUAGCUGGCAGUUGCGGCGCGCCUUGACCGUCCACCAUGAGUACGAUACUGGAAAAGAUUGCCCAAAUCGAGGCUGAGAUGGCCCGUACUCAGAGGAACAAGGCCACAGCUGGGCAUUUGGGGUUGCUGAAGGCUCGAUUGGCGAAGUUGCGCCGUGAGCUGAUCACCCCGAAGGGAGGCGGCGGUGCUUCGGAGCAGGGUUUCGAAGUGUCCAAAACCGGAGAUGCUCGAGUUGGGUUCGUUGGGUUUCCAUCGGUGGGGAAGUCGACCCUGCUGUCUAACUUGGCUGGAGUGUACUCCGAGGUGGCAGCAUAUGAGUUCACAACGCUCACAACUGUCCCGGGUUGCAUCAAGUAUAAAGGUGCGAAGAUUCAGUUGCUCGAUUUGCCCGGAAUCAUCGAAGGUGCUAAGGAUGGUAAGGGUCGUGGUAGGCAGGUCAUUGCCGUGGCUCGAACGUGUAAUCUGAUCUUCAUGGUACUGGAUGUGUUGAAACCUCUCACCCACAAGAAACUUCUCGAGCACGAGUUGGAAGGGUUCGGAUUGCGGCUGAACAAGCAGCCGCCGAAUAUUAGCUACCGGAGGAAGGACAAAGGUGGAGUCAAUUUGAACGUCACCGUGACUCAGUCUGAGUUGGAUCUUGAUACCGUCAAGUCAAUCUUGUCCGAGUACAAGAUUCAUAAUGCGGACAUUACGUUGAAAUACGAUGCCACAGCCGAUGAUUUGAUUGAUGUGAUCGAAGGCAAUCGGAUUUAUAUUCCCUGCAUUUAUCUGCUGAACAAGAUCGAUCAGAUCAGCAUCGAAGAGUUGGAUGUGAUCUACAAGAUUCCACAUUGUGUGCCCAUUUCUGCUCAUCACCACUGGAACUUUGACGAUUUGCUUGAGAUGAUGUGGAAAUAUUUGAAACUCGUGCGAAUCUAUACGAAACCGAAGGGACAGCUUCCGGAUUACAGUUCACCAAUCGUGUUGCACAGUGAACAUACGAGCAUCGAGAGUUUCUGCAAUAAGUUGCAUCGCACAAUCGCCAAGGAAUUUAAAUACGCCCUCGUGUGGGGUUCCUCUGUCAAGCAUCAGCCCCAGAAAGUGGGCAUCGAUCACGUGCUGAACGACGAAGACGUUGUCCAAAUUGUUAAGAAGGUCUAAGAGCGGUGUGGUUCGAACCCUGCGAACACAUGUUCCGGCUGGACAUCAACUCAAUUUGUAACAGUUGUGUAAGUUUAUUAACCAUUAAAAUAUUUAACAAUAACUGAA
Molecule: messenger RNA, 1379 nt
Organism: Toxorhynchites rutilus septentrionalis
Lineage: Eukaryota; Metazoa; Arthropoda; Insecta; Diptera; Culicidae
Gene: 128up
Product: GTP-binding protein 128up
Exons: 4
Coding region: 168-1271 (367 amino acids)
Biological process (GO): cytoplasmic translation
Cellular component (GO): cytoplasm
Molecular function (GO): GTP binding; GTPase activity
Source: RefSeq, a predicted model, not a curated record